AUGCCGCGCUCCUUCCUGGUGAAGAAACCCUCCAGCACCCGCGUCCCCAACUACGGGCAGCUGGAGACGCGGCGGCGGCAAGAAAUCAAUGGCGCGUGCCACUCCUGCGGGGGGCUGGUCUUCCCCAUCCUCAUCCCGAAUGACAGCGCCCCUUCCACGCCCUGGGACAGCAGCUCCAUCCUCGCCCGCUUCUCCUUGCCUCUCCCACUGGAUGGUGAUACCAAAAGGACUCCCAGCACAAGCCCCCACAACCUGGAAAUCAGCCUGGUGGACACGUUAACGGGCCGAGCCCCGGGCACCCCUCUCAAAGACAACCAGAACAAUCUCAACCUGCCAUCUGUCCUCAGCCUGCCCCCAAGGAGGCCAUCCGACCCGGGGAGCCCAGCAGAGGGGGACAGGGGAGCCCAGAACAAACUGCAAGGGGCACGGGGCAGGGCAGCUGAGCCCUUGGAGAGAUUUGAGUGCUUUGACUGCCACAAGUCCUACCACACCUUCUCCGGGCUGGCCAAACACCGCCAACAGCGCUGCCUGCUGCAGGCCAGGAAGUAUUUCAACUGCAAGUACUGUGACAAGGAGUAUGGGAGCCUGGGGGCGCUCAAGAUGCACAUCCGCACCCACACGCUGCCCUGCGUCUGCAAGAUCUGCGGCAAAGCCUUCUCCAGGCCUUGGCUGCUCCAGGGACAUAUCCGAACACACACAGGAGAAAAGCCCUACAGCUGCUCGCACUGCAGCCGCGCCUUCGCCGACCGCUCCAACCUCCGCGCCCACCUGCAGACGCACUCGGACGUCAAGAAGUACCAGUGCCGGGGCUGCUCCAAGACCUUCUCCCGGAUGUCUCUGCUCUCCCGGCACGAGGAGGCUGGCUGCUGCCCUGCAUCCUGA
This is a messenger RNA of Emys orbicularis (European pond turtle), 882 nucleotides long. RefSeq names its product snail family transcriptional repressor 3 (gene SNAI3). Gene Ontology annotation, biological process: regulation of DNA-templated transcription. The transcript is spliced from 3 exons. NCBI's taxonomy places the organism in Eukaryota, Metazoa, Chordata, Testudines, Emydidae. Bases 1 to 882 code for a protein of 293 amino acids. Gene Ontology annotation, molecular function: RNA polymerase II cis-regulatory region sequence-specific DNA binding; DNA-binding transcription factor activity, RNA polymerase II-specific. The record is from RefSeq and is a predicted model, not a curated record.